Molecule: messenger RNA, 8592 nt
Organism: Gorilla gorilla gorilla (western lowland gorilla)
Lineage: Eukaryota; Metazoa; Chordata; Mammalia; Primates; Hominidae
Source: RefSeq, a predicted model, not a curated record
CUCCAGGGAGAGUCAUUUCUCGGUGCUUUAGAUGAUGCUGUGCCAGUCUCCAACUUGCGGAAUCAGGCAGAGAAGGAUGCAGAAGGGGAGGUGGGAGGAGCACCAGUGAUCUUCUUUUCCCUCCCUUUUUCAUGCUUUCUCUCUUCAUUUCUUUAUUCCUCUCCUUUAAUCAUUUCUUUAGGAAAUAGGAACACUGUCUUCAGGAGCUGGUUGAUCAAGCUUCCGUGUGGAGUCUAGACUAGAAGAGGGCGUCAUUGCAGAGGGAGACCCUCUGGAGAUCUCAGAGGCCAAGUGUUGAUUGUCCCAAGUUUAGAGCAAAGAAGGAGAAGGUGCAUUUGCAUAGGAUGUAGCAGGGUGUUGGAGAAUGCUCUCAAGGGUUGUCUAAUUAGUAAAACAUAGGCUUGAGGGCCUACCCAGUCUGGGCACCGACAGUCUCUGGCCACAGAUCACUGUCUCUGUAAAGUUGUGAUUUUGUGAUCAGUGUUUUGUCUGAGCCUUUAGCACAUGCCUUGCCAUCUCUUUCUUAAACAAAACAGUGUUGGUUAUUUUUAACAUUUUUCUUACACUGAGAUAGCACAUGUUCAUUGAAGAAAAAUUAGACAAUACAGAUGAGCAAAAGAAGAAACCAGAAAGUAUUUUUAGUCCCACUGCACGAGGAAAACACCUGUCCCUAUUUUGGUGUAUGUCCUUGCAAGUGGCUUCCUGUGCGAAUAGACUAUUAUGGAUGGAGAUGUUCACAGCAUCGAUGUCACACUUGACCUUGUUUUGUCACCUGUUUUUUAUUGUUCACCAAACAAUAUUUGUGACUGACUUAGCACGCAGCAAAUGGAUAUGUCUUGGGGCAUGGUUAUCUAUGGUGUGGCUAUCUUGUAUAUAUAUAUAUUUUUAAGACUGAGUCUCGCUCUGUCACCCAGGCUGGAGUGCAGCGGCGUGAUCUCGGCUCGCUGCAACCUCUCCUUCCCGGGUUCAAGCGAUUCUCCUGCCUCAGCCUCCUGAGUAGCUGGGACUACAGGCGCCCGUCACCACGCCCAGCUAAUUUUUGUAUUUUUAGUAGAGGCGGGGUUUCACCAUGUUGGCCAGGAUGGUCUCGAUCUCCUGACCUUGUGAUCCGCCUGCCUUGGCCUCCCAAAGUGCUGGGAUUACAGGCGUGAGCCACCGCGCCCAACCUCUUGUAAUUUUUUUCUUUUUUUUUUUCUUCUGCUUAUAAGUUUAUUCAAUGCAAAAUAACCCUCACCAGUUUUACUGAGGUGGCUGACCAUGUCCACGACCAAAUACGCCUGUAAACUGAAAUUCGGUUGCUGACCCAUUCCCAGCCUCAGCUUUCUCAUUGGCACCAGGGGGACAGCACUCCAUCUGUGGGUGUCUCUUUCUCUCUAUGGCUGUCUGUCUGUGGGUGUCUCUCCUGUCUGUGGGUGUCUCUGUCUGUGGGUGUCUUUCCCCAUCUAUGGCUAUCUCUCUCUGUCUGUGGGUAUCUCUCCCAUCUGUGGGUGUCCAUCUCUGUCUUUGGGUGUCUCUCUCUGUGAGUGUCUCUCUGUGGUUGUCUCUCCUCGUCUGUGGGUGUCUCUGUCUGUGGGUGUCUCUCUGUGAGUGUCUCUCUCUGUGGGUGUCUCCUCGUCUGUGGGUGUCUCUUCUCAUCUGUGGGUAUCUCUCCCUGUCUGUGGGUAUCUCUGUUGGCUUCCCCUCUUGUGGGUCUUGCAGGUCGGUCAUGCUCCAGACCUUUAGGCCGCAGCCUGCCAGUCUCCAGACCGCUAUGGCAUGGGGUAGCAGACAUGCUCUCCAGGGGCAGAUGGUGGUAAUCGCAGAGAUUCUGGAUCCCCAUGUGGGUGAGGUACCAGUAGAAAUGUCUUUAGGCAAACUCCUUCCUGCAGCCUCAGGACCUGAGAGACUGCCUGGCCUUCAUGACGUGAAGGUUGGGCACAUUCUCAUCUGCCAGCUCCGGGUCUUAGGCAGGUGGACAUUCUUCUUGGCUACCAUGACUCCCUCCUUAAAAAGGAGUUCAUAAAUAGCAAUCUGGUUCUUCUUAGGCAUCAACAUCUCUGCGGCUGUAGGGUCCAGGUCCGGGGCUGGAAAGCAUGAUUUUUUUCUAACUGAUCCCUGCUGAUGGCAUCUAGAUUGUUCCUGGUUUUUCACCAUACCAGGGCUGUGAUGAGCAUCUUGGUGCAUUUCGGAUGACGUCUCCAGAUACUGUUACAGAACGAGUAUUUUUGAGGUUCUUGAGGCAUGUUGCCAAGUUGUUUCCAGAAAGCUGCACAGACUUAUUCUGCAGCCUAGAAUUCUAGAAUCACAGGGUUCUGCACAACCUAGAAUUUUAGAAUCACAGGGUUCUGCACAGCUAGAAUUCUAGAAUCACAGGGUUCUGCACAGCUAGAAUUCUAGAAUCACAGGGUUCUGCACAGCUAGAAUUCUAGAAUCACAGGGUUCUGCACAGCUAGAAUUCUAGAAUCACAGGGUUCUGCACAGCCUAGAAUUCUAGAAUCACAGGGUUCUGCACAGCUAGAAUUCUAGAAUCACAGGGUUCUGCACAGCUAGAAUUCUAGAAUCACAGGGUUCUGCACAGCUAGAAUUCUAGAAUCACAGGGUUCUGCACAGCCUAGAGUUCUGGAAUCACAGGGUUCUGCACAGCUAGAAUUCUAGAAUCACAGGGUUCUGCACAGCUAGAAUUCUAGAAUCACAGGGUUCUGCACAGCCUAGAGUUCUGGAAUCACAGGGUUCUGCACAGCUAGAAUUCUAGAAUCACAGGGUUCUGCACAGCUAGAAUUCUAGAAUCACAGGGUUCUGCACAGCUAGAAUUCUAGAAUCACAGGGUUCUGCACAGCUAGAGUUCUAGAAUCACAGGCUCCCAGGGUUGCAGGGACACUUUGGAGUGUCUCCCUUAGCAUCUCAUGAAGUGUGGGAAUUCCGAGGUGGUGGCGGAGGAAGUGUUUUCCAUCUUUGGUGCUUUCGGUCCUUCUGGUGACAGCGCUCACUGCCUCUGCUUGCUGUACGGGACCAGCUGAUGGAACAGACAGGGAGGGACUUUUUAUCUGGCCAUUGGCCAUUGCCACACACUUUGUGUACCCCGUUUUGUGUAAUUCUGACUACAACCUUGUGGGAUCUAGGCAGGUCAUUGCUGUUUUGCAAGUGGGGUUGUUGAAGCCACAGGAGAUGAAAUAAGCUGCUGUCCCCCAGCCAUUGAGUGCUGAUAGGAUCAGGAGUGCCACUUGGUGUGGCUGACCCCAGACCCUGUGCGUGUUACCUCUAAGCUACAUUCUAGAGCAGACUUUUUGCCCACACAAGCCUUAAAUGUGGGCUGGGGACAGUGGCUCACGCCUGUAAUCCCAGCACUUUGGGAGGACAAGGUGGGCAGAUCACCUGAGGCCAGGGGUUCAAGACCGGGCUGGCCAACAUGGUGAAACCGUCUCUACUAAAAAUACAAAAAUUAGCCAGGUGUGGUGGUGCGUGCCUAUAGUCCCAGCUACUCGGGAGGCUGACGCAUGAGAAUUGCUUGAACCUGGGAGGUAGAGGGUGCAGUAAGUCAAGACUGUGCCAUUGCACUCUAGCCUGGGCAACAGAGCAAGACUCCAUCUCGAAAAAAACAACAAAACCUUAAAUGUAUUUUUGAGGCUGUGUUUAAAAAUGGGGAGAUUUUACACAAAAUAUCCAGAUUUCUGGAUUCUUUUGAAGAAUCAGAAGAUCUGACAAUACUGAGCCUCACAUUCCUGCACACGCAGCAGCCGUCGCUGGAGCCACUGCCUCCAUUAGUUUGAAUUUACUGCAGACCCCACUCCUCCCUGUCGUCCCUGUCUCCAGACCACAGAGUUAGUUGUCAUUGAUCGUGUGCCGCUUGUUGUUUUUUUCAAAGUAGAGAAGUACUUCUUCACGCUGUGUCUCUAUCAAAAAUGGACAAGUGAAAGAUGUUUCAAGAAAUGAAAAGAUUUUUUUAGUAACAAAAAAUUUCUAGUGUGUUUCUCAUAUAAAUAAAAUGUGUCCUGUAUGUAGUCAGGGUUCCUCAGAGAAGCCCGAAGCUACAGGAUAUAGAUAUGUAGAGAGAUUGUUGGGGCUUGGCGAGUCCAAAAUCUGCAGGGCAGGGCUGGCAGGCUGGGGACUCAGGAAUGCGCGCAGCAGAGUCCUAAGGUGGUGUGCUGGUGGGAUUCUUGCUCGGGGAAGGUCAGUCUUUGUUCUUGUAAAGCCUGCAACUGGUUGGAUGUGGUCCACCCACAUUGCAGAAGGGAAUGUACUAUCCUCCUAGUUCACCGAUUUAAAUGUUAAUCUCAUCCAAAAACACCUUCACAGAAACAUCCUGAAUAAUUUUUGACCACAUAUCUGAGCACCGUGGCCCAGCCAAGUUGACAUAUUAAAUUAACCCUUGUAGUCCCUUUUUAAACUUACACCCAUUGCAACUUAGGUCGCUGCUAUGGAGCAAGCCACAGAACCUGGCCUCUUAACUCAUUUACCCGGGCUGACCCUUUAGGACUUUGAGUCACCAACACCUCACUAGAGAACAAGCAUAAUGAAGAAGCUCUGCUGUAAUUCGUUAAUGUUGACACUUUUUUCUUUAAAGAUGUCUCAUGCUGAGCUUGGUGGCACACGCCUAUAAUCCCAGCACUUUGGGAGGCUGAGAUGAGAGGAUGGCUUGAGCUCAGAGGUUCAAGACCAGCCUGGGCAACAUAGUAAGAUUCCGUCUCUACAAAAAAGAAAAGAAAAAAAGUUGUCUCAUAAUUAUUAAAAACCACUAUUCCAGAUCAUGGAUAAUAAUUGUCAGAACAGGUAUAUUGUUGAAAAAGAAAAAAAAAACCGGAAGCAGUCGCUUUCAGCUUUGUAAUACUGCAGCAAAUGUCACAGUAGACAAGGGUUUGUUUAAAGUAGGAGAUUAGUGGAGUCUCUGCUGAUGGGGGUUCUGGGUGUUUAAAAACCAGAGAAAGGAACCGGCGGUUUUAGGGACUAGGUCCCAGCUUCUCAGGACAGCCUGAGGACCCUCCAAGAGCUGCCAUCACCAUGCUGUCCUCGGCUGUGGGUCACUGCUGGUGAGGUCCAUCCUGCACUGCGGGACACGGGCACAGGCUGAGCGGUGCCCACCAAGGAGGCAGGAGCAGCGGGUGGAGGCGCCGGGGCAGACUGUCCCUCUCCUGGAAAUGGAGUGAUUUACAUUUGGCAUCUGUUUGGACCCCAGAGUGGGAAUUGGCUUUGUAAUUUCUUCUGUCAUGCCGCUCUCAGAAAAUUAAGCUGUUUACCCGACAGACUAUGGAAGGUUAACGGCUCUUCUGGGAAAGGUCAAGUGGUCAUUUGCAGGGAGGCUGUGCUGAAUAAUCUGAAACGGCAGAAGAAUAAAGCAUAAAAUCGCAUCUGACUCCUCCUACUGGGCUUCCCCCUUUCUUUCCAGCAUCCACGGGUUCCUCUUUGUGGCUAGAACAUUCACGUCCUAAGUCGGGCUGCCGUUGGCUGGGUUAAACCAGUAACCAGUAACAGGAGAAAUAUGUCGCAUCUCUAGUGUGUGGAGAUUACCGGGCCUUUAUAUUAAAAAAAAAUUUUAAGUGCUUAUAUUUGCUCUGUCUCUAAAAAAUGUUUCCAGGUAACAGUUGGCCUCAAGAUGCCUUUUUGUUUUUCUGAAUGAAUAAGGAAUAAAGAAAAAUUCUGGGCACUAUAAAAUCAAGCCCAGAUUCAGUUUUUUAAAAAAUAAAUGUUAAAGUUUCUCAUUUUGAUUUCUGGAAGUUUGUGUUCUCCUUGGACUCUAAAGAUUAGCUGCAAAGACAAGGUUUUGAUUGUGUAUUUUAAGUUGCACGUUCAGUUUUUUAAAAAUCCCAUCCAGGACUAAAUUUAAACAUAAGAAAAUCCAGGUUUCUUUCGCUUUAGAAGAGGCUGCAGGGAACCUGAGGCCAGCGGAAGUGGCGCCGCAUGGGUCCCCUUAGGAGGUUUUGCCAGAUGAUGGGAGGUGCUUGCUCCCAUCCACCCAACCUCUAGCUCCUCCAGCCGUCCCCAGGGUAGCUGAGGGACAGGGGUCUGGGCCCAGAAGCCCCCAGAAUCCUCAGCUCCAAACAGAGCUGUACCUGUCGCAAUGGAGUAGUUUUGUUGAUUUCAGGUUUUCUUUUGUUGCUGGGUAAGCAUUUCCUGUGUGGGGUACAUUCCUUCCUCCGUCCUGGCUUACUUCCACGCAUCACUUCAUUAGGGAGGCCCUCCCUACCCACCUCGAUGCCCUCCUUCUCCUGGCACAGGUGGGCAGGAGGGGACGAGGGUCAUGGCCUUUGAGGGCCUUGCCUGUGGUGGCGUGGCCACCCUGGUCCUCAGCAGGGUGCUCAGUGGAUUCCAAGGUGCUCCCUGGACCUGGACCUCCCCUUCACUUCCUUUUAGCUCAGGUCUCAGCUUUCCAUGCCUCUCCUGCCUCCCUGAACCCAGCCUGUCCCCCGCCCUGUUCAAGCAGACUGCCCCUCCCCUGGGUCCUGCCCUUUAAAGUUUGUCUGUGGGCUUUUUUGCUUCCCCACCAGACUGUGAGUCCCUGCGGAGCAGGCUGGGGCUGGGAGUAUCCCUGAGUCCUGCAAAGGGCUGUGGAGCAUCUGGGAUCGUUAAUGCCAAGGGGGACCAAGGUAACCUGGGCCAUUUGCAGCACCAGCCAGUGCAGGCCCCAGGACCCGGUGUCCCCUCACCGUUUCCUGAGAACUCUGGACCCCACUAAGGAAACCAUCAGACCAAAGUAGCUGAUUGUCCAACUGGGAAAAAGAAAAGGCAGUACUUUUUUAGGCCAUGUAAAUGCAAAAUAUACAUUUGAAGUCUGCGUUUAAGACAUGAACUUAGAGAUUUCUAAGCCUGUUUUUGGGGGUCACUCUAAAAGGGAGGGCAUUUGCAGGUCCCCCCUCUGUGAGCAUUCACAGCAUCCCAGCCAGCCUGUAUCCCUGUGCCGUGACCCCAGAGCACAGAGCCUCAGAGGCUGUGGAACAGGCCUGGGGUUCACGUGGAGAGUCCCAAGCCCACGUCACGACAGGAGAUGCCCACACCUUCAACAAACAGACUGCAAGCUCCAAAGCUGCCUAACGGGAGUGGCAGGGGACCAGCCCUGGCAAGGCCCGGGUUUGGCUGAAGCCCGUACCUGCAGCCCAGCUUGUAAGUUUAGCCGGGAAGCAUCUGAGGCAGGCAGUGGAGGACGCACAGGGGUGAGCGGUUCAUCUGACAGGUGUGGCUGGGUGCCUCCUACAGCUUCAAGGCAUCAGGUGGGGCAGAAAGGGACAGGCAGGGUGCCCAGGAGUGGCGGAGCUGGAGGAAGGGCACAGCCCCAGGGCAGCUCCCGAGGAGCUCAGUUCUCACACCCCAGGUGGUCACAGAACACAUUUCAGCCCCCCAAACUGAACAGGGCUGUGUUCAUUUUUUCCUUCCCCCAGCUCAUAUCUUAUUGCUUGUGUCAGCCUGGGUGAAAGGUUAUUUAUAAUAAUAUUCUCCUGUCUCAUCUGGGCAGCUUCUGCAUGGAAGGUACCGAGUUAAUAACUUUGCAUGCGUUAUUUUGUUCAAGCUUCACAGCAAUCCGUGAGGUAGGUAUUGUUUGUUGUUCGUUUUGCCCAUUUUACAGAUUAGGAAACUGAGGCCCACAGGCGUAAGCAACCCAAAGUCACACCGUUAGAAGGCAGCGAGAUCUGAAUGCUCAAGUCAGCACGCGCUCUUCUUCCCUCUCGUUUUCUGCAUACGUGCUUUCUCCACGUCUCCCAAAUCCUAAGGGCAUGGCAGGAGGAGAGGGAAACUGAUGUGAUGGUGGAUGGCAAAACGUUUUAGUGGUUCCAAGAAUCAAGCCCCCUUGUGUAUUCUUGGCUUUCAAUGAAUGCGUCUUCAGAGCAGCGCAGGUUAAACCACUUCUCCCCUCGUUGUAGUCAAUUGGCUUUGUUCAGCCAGAGCCGGGUCUGGCCCACCGUGUGUCUGGACUGUGAGUGCCUUGAGGCUCAGUGUGACGUGAUCGUAGGAUGGGCCAGGCCAGGAUGGGCCAGGCCGGGCUGCAGCCAGCCACCAAGCCAGCCCUGGGCUCAAAGAGCAGUGAGGCCAUUUUGAGAGAGGAAUGCUCCCUCGUGCAGAGCCUGUCUCCACCUCCAUGAGACGGGAAGGAACAGUUGUCUUCUCAUAAAAGCAUCUGGCGCCCAUGAAACCUGGCACCUCGCUUGGCCUCCGGCUAACGGGGCAUGCGGCAGGGUGCUGUGGAACUAAUGGAGUUCUCUUCUUCAGCCAGCAAUUAGGGGUUAAUUAUUAGCAAUUAGGGGUUCGCCACAUACCCUGUGGACCUGCUGUUCCUUCCCAGGACACAGGUCGCUUGUCAUUCUCUGUGUUAGCAACUGAAAUCGUCUGCCCUCUGGGUCCCCUGUUAAUCAUUGCAGCAGGGUCCCCACGAGUCUGACAGCAGGGUUGCGUUCUGUGCGACCCGUGGCAUCCCUGGAGCUGCUGGCUGCUGCGCUCGCCCCACUGGGUGUGGCGGCCUGCCGCCCGGCUCUGUGGUGCUGGUCUCCUGCGGUCAUUCUCAGCAUAGCACCUGGACUGCCCCUCAGCCACGGCUUGGCUCUGCAGCCAGCGGGACAGGCCUGGUGCUCAGCUCCCGAUACUUAGCAUCCUGCGGUCAGCUCCCCGUGCUCAGCAUCCCGUGCUCCAUUC